GGCCCCUUUAAUGGCGCGCUCGUAGACUCGUUCAUCGGCGCGCGUGUCCCUAUCGGCGUUUGUCUUCCACUUUGUCUCUCCGGAGUCUCUAAGCGCCUCGGGCGAAUCAGGGUGUGUCUUUACAAACAAAGAAGCCACCGAGCGCAAACACCACCACCAGUGAAGAUAAAAUGCAGCACAAUGGAAAACUGAAAAGCCGGAUCUGACACUUGUUUGGCUUGAAAGGCGUCUAGAAAAGAUGAAGAAGCAGCACCAAAGCCCCGCUAAGCUAGCCGCGGAAGUGCGCGUGCCACAAGGCGAGGCUACCGUGCAGCAGCUCAACGAGCUUUUGUCAGACGGCAGCGGCUUCUACAGUUUACCAGCUCAACAUUUCAACGAGGUGUUUCCUAGGAUUUACAUCGGUAAUGCAUUUGUGGCCCAGAAUGUGAUGCGUCUCCAGCGGCUCGGCAUUACACACAUACUCAACACAGCAGAGGGCAACUCCUUUAUGCAUGUGAACACCAACGCAGAGUUCUAUGCAGGAAGUGGGAUCACAUACCAUGGCAUAAAGGCCAAUGACACGGAACAGUUUAACCUCAGUGCCUUCUUUGAGGAAGGGGCCGACUUUAUCGAUAAGGCUUUGGCACAUGCAAAUGGAAAAGGAAAAGUGUAUGUUCACUGCCGAGAAGGCUACAGCCGUUCCCCGACUAUGGUCAUUGCUUACCUCAUGCUGUACCAUAAAAUGGAUGUGCGAGUGGCGACGGCAGCAGUAAGGCACAGGAGAGAAAUUGGGCCCAAUGAUGGUUUCCUGCGCCAGCUGUGCCAACUCAAUGAGAAGCUGGUCAAAGAAGGCAAGCUGAAGACUAAAUGAUAAACAACCCAUCUAUUACUCCUCUGGCACCAGAGAUUGGUCUUGUGAAAAUAUUUCACUAGGCUAUCACCCCGCCCCCCAUCUCUUUUUCUCUGUCUCUUUUUCUUUCUUACACACACACACACACACACACACAAAUUAAUAAUAUAGAGUACUAAUUGAACACAUACACUUUCACAGUAUGUUGGUCUACAAAACUUGCAUUCGAUAUGAUAAAUAUCCUGCUCCUCUGCCUAUUUUAUUUCAUUUCCUACAGUGAUGUAUGUAGCCACAUGCAAAAGAUUUUAAAAAAAUUGUAAAUUUUACAAUAUAUUUAUAUUUUGCAAUAUAUUAUAGGACUUAUAUGAAAUAUUACAGUAUAUUCCAUUUACAUGUGGAGUGUAAAACACUCUUGCUGCCAUCUGUUUGUAUGUCUAACAUCUUUGGAGCUCUUUAGCCCAGUCUGCUUACAAUGGUGUAAUUUAGAGCACAGUCAUGCCAUAGUCUCCCACUGCCAGAUUUUUCACAGUGAUCGAUCCCAUUCCAUUUUGUAUAUAGUUAUAUAUGGAGGAAUUUCAAAUGACACAGAGUGUACACAGACCUCUGUGGAAAAAAGCACCAAGAUCACAUUUAGAAUUAAGAGUAGAAUAUUGAUUCAUCUGGUUGUAUCUGAUUCUGCUGACAGAUAUUUGCAUCAGUGCUCACUAAAUGAACGUUCAAACACUGACAGGGUAUCCAAAGGUUGUUUUUCAGGUCAGCAUUGCUUUUUUGUACUUAAGUUACACAUGUGAUGUAAACACCAUUCAGCCAACACAUAAAAUAAAAGCACUGGCCAUAAUGCAUAUAGUAGCAACAUGAAAAUCAAAUAGAUCUGACAUGUCAAUUUACCACCUAAAUCCGUAUACUUUUUAAGAUUACAGUGAAACUGAACCAUUCAAAUCAGCAUAUUUAUGUGCUUGCUUAUGUAAUUAUUAUUUAUUACCCUUUCAUGCAACUAAUACAAGGUUAAGCCAUGCUUUAUACAGGGCAUUACCAGCACAUAUACUGUAUUUUAAAGAAUUGCUUUAAGUCAGUUUCAUCAUUGGGGCUUCCUUAUAGCCUUGAUGUUUAGAGUAGAAUUACAAACGGGGACUAACAGAUUUUGAAUUCCAAUUGGACCAAGAGCACAAAAAAGAUCUAAGAAUCAUGAAUCAACUGAGUGAAGCUCACUUGUCACCUGUAAAGCCCACAGGUAUUUCCUGCAUUUUGUAAUGAUGAAGGAGACUCAUAUAUCACUUAGAACCCACUAUAAAGCUAGACCACAUGAAACCACACAGCAUUUAAAAAAAUCCAAUUACUCCAAUUUUUAUAUUUAUAUGCAAUGCAGAUAUAUGUACAUGUAUAUAAAUAGUUAGUUGUUGACAUAUAUGAAUGUAUUAUAAACUGUAUGUUAUUACUACAGUAUGUGUUUGCAAACUAAUAUCCAACUUAUUGUAGCCAUGAUUUAUAUCAUGUUAACAUAUUCAUAAGGAUUAAUAAUUAUUCUAUUUACAAGAAUGAAAAAUUAAUAAUACAGUUAUACAGAUCAUCCAGAGCAGGGGUUAUCAACAACAGGGGUAUCACUGUUUAGACCAGUAAUGGAUUUAAGCAGGGUGAACUGAGCACUUUGUCAAAACAAUACAAAAUGCAUUUUGUCGCUGUUAAUUGGUUGUGUGUUUUCCAACUUUAUGGCAGCUCACUAAACCAGAUGUUAGCCAUAGUGGUAAAGACAUUAAGCUAGGAAAUUUCCCAUUUACAUCUUUGUUCUAUUGGGAGAGAAAUGAGCAGAUGGAAUUUUUAAAGGGUUUUUCUUUUUUAAAAGACGAGUGUGUACUUGAUUUUUCUUUUUCCAUAAAGCAAGGCAGGCAUUUUAAGUGAAUGCAUUUACAAAAUUGUAUUCUGUACUAACUUUAUUCUAAAAAGUUAUUCACUUUAUUAUGAAAUGACAACCAAAGGACAAUUUUCUAAACAUAGCUAUGUGGCCAAACCUGGACAAACUUUUACCUUAAUACCCCUGCUCUCGAUCUUUAGUUAUUAUUUUGAAGAUUUACUUUUCUUAAAAUCUUUUAAACUACAGUCAAUGUAUUAUUAUUAUUAUUAUUAUUAUUAUUAUUAUUAUUAUUAUUAUUAUUAUUGCUAUCAAUUAAUUAAUCAAUUUUGUAUUAUUACUGUCAUGUUUUCUUAAAAAAUCCUUAUGUUACAUGAGAGGGUGAAAGUCUGUCUUCAAAGCUAACACUGUCACAGGCUACCUCAAAGCAUCAACACCAUCUAUUUAGUUUUCUACACCAGUUACCAUAAUGCCUAUUUUAAAUGGCAAAAGAAUAAAAUGUAAUAAGAACGUACUUACCUUAAACAUUCCUAUAUUGUAUUCUGGAGACCUAGGCUUUUUAAAACCUAAUCUACUGUAGAUACUGAAACCUGUCUGCCAUCAUAAGAAAUAUGCUAUAUACUAUUAUACAGUAUGUUACACUAUAAUAUGUAUUAAUGUGGAUGCUGAGCAGGUAUUACUUAUUAGAGGUUAUUAUUAAGUAAAUCCUUAAAUUAUUUAACAUUGUUACAUUAAAGAAAUUUAUCAUUCACCACAAGAAAUUUGUGGAAAGUACAAAGUACUGUAGGAAGGUCACCUAUUCAAUGGACAUAAAGGGUACAGAUGUGCCGUUUCUUGCCUGUGAGCCACAGAUCUAGUACUCAUCUAAGUAAAUGCAUUAGUGGAGAGAUACACUGCCACUUGCCCUUGGGCAAACGCCUGUGGUUGUUACAAAAUAAAAUGGUCAUUUAAUAAUAUUUCAUAUAAAAUGUAUUUUAAUUGCUUGAAGCUGGUAAUGAACUACUGUAUGGCUUAAUAAUAUCAAAAUUGAUUGUGAUGCUGCUUGAUAUAUAUUUUUAAAUGUCCUACUAUGUCUACUAUAAUGGUAUUUUGUACUUAUAAGGAUGCCUCCGGAGAUGGUUGUUGUAAACCAAACUACUAAAUGCUAUGCUAUAUUUAAUGAGCCUAUCUGAUUGAUUGUCUUACCUGUGGUCUGCACUGCUGAAGAAUUUGAUUAAAGUUAAUAUGGUUAAUAUGAUAUAUCCUGAUCAGCACAAGUGUAACAAUGUUGUGUAUUGUCUGUACUUUUAUACAUUUUAGAAGCUGUCCUGUCUUACAUAAGCAAACAUCUACCCCAACGUAUGUGUAUACACACUAGUUAUGUGUUUUUCAUGCUUCGUUUAUUGUUCCAGAAUGAUUGUAUUAUAACAAACGAGAGACCCUACCAUUCUAUUGUAAUAGUGUGUAAUAAUAAUGUUAUAAAAUAACUUAUCUUGGAUGUGUUUUUCAGAUGGGUUUGGCACACAUAUUCACACUGCCAAAUCAUUGUUCAGAUUGAGACACAUGUUCAUAGUGAGGCAGUUCAAUUUAAGUGUUUAGUUCAAUUUAUGUUAAAGGCCCAAACUAACAAACCUCUAAGGAACAAUACACUGUAGAAGAGGGAGAAGGACACACAAGCUGUCCUGCCAUCCCACCAUAAAGCCUUACUAUUAAGACUGGUUAUAUAUUUUUGAUUUAAGUACUCACUCCACAAAGCAAAAUAUACAGCUUAUUACAAACACUUUAUAUAUUGAAGUGCACUUGAUUUUAAAUGACUAAUAUGUUUCUUGAUUUUAAAUGAUCUGUUUCCUGCCUUGUGAAUAUUGUAUUUAUGUCCAACUGUUGAACAAUAAAUUGCCAACUUAAAAAAA
Clarias gariepinus (North African catfish) is the source of this 4564-nucleotide messenger RNA. It is a transcript of the gene dusp3a, whose product is annotated as dual specificity phosphatase 3a. Gene Ontology annotation, molecular function: MAP kinase phosphatase activity; protein tyrosine/serine/threonine phosphatase activity. The record is from RefSeq and is a predicted model, not a curated record. The transcript has 3 exons. Gene Ontology annotation, cellular component: cytoplasm. Lineage: Eukaryota; Metazoa; Chordata; Actinopteri; Siluriformes; Clariidae. The coding region runs from base 239 to 850 and encodes 203 amino acids. Gene Ontology annotation, biological process: negative regulation of MAPK cascade; protein dephosphorylation.